Seminavis robusta is the source of this 627-nucleotide messenger RNA. NCBI's taxonomy places the organism in Eukaryota, Bacillariophyta, Bacillariophyceae, Naviculales, Naviculaceae. The record is from the annotation of a GenBank genome assembly.
AUGAAUUGCACGCAAACCGAAGCAGCGCGCAAAUUUGUCUUGAAGAUUCGUCGCCACGAAAACAACGCGUCCUCCUCUGUCUUUCAAGCGAUUCUUCCACAAUUGCGAAAUACCAAUCCCAUUCGUCGUCGUGGCAUUGCCGGCACGAUUCGUAACUGCUGUUUGGAAACCGAUUCGGCAUGGUGGUUCUUGAACGAAGUCAAGAUUAUGACGCCCGUGUUGUAUCCACUAGCCGGCCCGGAAGAAUUGGAUUUGGACGAAAAGAAGGGAUUGGAUCCCGACCUGUGGUUGGAAGGACCGGACAAGGUACGAGAACCCGAUGCCACGACACGAUUGUUUCUGGUCGAAACGUUGCUGUUGUUGUGCGCGUCGGGGCGAAAAUCACGGGAAACCAUCCGAUUGGCACGAACCUAUGUCAUUUUGAAAUGGGCCGAUAUGGUGGAAGAAGAGGAAAACGUUUCGGAACGUAUCAAUGAAUGCGUCCAAUUCUUGAGACGAGACGAACAAGGGACGCCCGACGGGAGUAGUGACAUGAUGGUGUCAGAAUCACUCCAGCGGCCCAAUACGACAUCGGUGCAAAUUACGAGGUUGGAUGGUGACGAUGGCGAUUAUGAUGCGGUCGAUUAA